AGACCGUCAAGAUGGGUCGCCGUCCCGCCCGUUGCUCGCGCUACUGCAAGAACAAGCCGUACCCCAAGUCGCGUUUCGUCCGCGCUGUCCCUGACCCCAAGAUCCGCAUCUAUGAUCUGGGUCGCAAGCGCGCCCACGUGAUGGACUUCCCUCUGUGCGUGCACAUGGUGUCCAACGAAAUUGAGCAGAUCUCGUCGGAGGCUCUUGAGGCCGCCCGUAUCUGCUGCAACAAGUACCUUGUCAAGACGGUCGGCAAGGAAGGUUUCCACAUUCGCAUCCGCGUCCACCCCUUCCACGUUGUCCGCAUCAACAAGAUGCUUACCUGCGCCGGUGCUGAUCGUCUGCAGACCGGUAUGCGUGGCGCCUUCGGCAAGCCCGCUGGCAAGGUGGCUCGUGUCCGUAUCGGCCAGCCCAUCAUGUCGGUGCGCUCGCGCGACGCCAACAAGGAUCACGUCAUUGAGGCCCUGCGCCGCUCUAAGAUGAAGUUCCCUGGCCGUCAGCUCAUCAUUGUCUCCCGCAAGUGGGGUUUCACCAAGUGGGAUCGCGAUGAGUUUGACAAGCUGCGUCAGGAGGGCCGUCUCGUCCCCGAUGGCUGCCAUUGCCAGCUCUUUUCCGAGAAGGGCCCCCUGACCAAGUGGUACCGCCACGAGGCCCGGUAAACAGGUUGUUUUCUUCCAUUCAGGAGCAGCCUUUUCCCUUUGGUUGACGAGGUCGGAGAUUGCGCCAUCCCAAAGUUUUUAACGCGGGCCGCGCAACGCUGUGACGGCUUGCAGCGUUGCGCGAACCAAAUGGUCGCCUUUCAAAGAAAUUGACAGUUUGCCCGUUA
Messenger RNA from Monosiga brevicollis MX1, 826 nucleotides. RefSeq lists its product as uncharacterized. Gene Ontology annotation, biological process: translation; ribosomal large subunit assembly. Gene Ontology annotation, cellular component: ribosome; cytosolic large ribosomal subunit. Lineage: Eukaryota; Choanoflagellata; Craspedida; Salpingoecidae. The record is from RefSeq and is a predicted model, not a curated record. The transcript has 2 exons. Bases 12 to 659 code for a protein of 215 amino acids. Gene Ontology annotation, molecular function: structural constituent of ribosome.